Microplitis demolitor is the source of this 2644-nucleotide messenger RNA. RefSeq names its product terpene synthase (gene qm). The record is from RefSeq and is a predicted model, not a curated record. The transcript has 7 exons. Gene Ontology annotation, biological process: isoprenoid biosynthetic process. Lineage: Eukaryota; Metazoa; Arthropoda; Insecta; Hymenoptera; Braconidae. The coding region runs from base 180 to 1148 and encodes 322 amino acids. Gene Ontology annotation, molecular function: prenyltransferase activity.
UAUUCUUACACGCUUAAGAUAAGUGUUUGUCUGACUGUCGUGUCAUUUUCAAUUGUCAUAUUGAGCUGCCAAGUUCACUUUGCCGGAUAAUUUAAAAUAAAAUAACAUCUACGACAAUACCCAAUAAUUAAUCCAAGUAUCGAUUAUUUCAGAAUACUUGAAUAGUCUAUAGCAUAAAAAUGUCUUCCGAUAAUAAUUCAAUACCCUAUUCAAAAAGUGGAGAUAAAGACCAAGAUGAGAAAUUAUUACAACCAUUCACUCACAUCCUCAAAGUUCCUGGCAAACAAAUAAGAGCUAAAUUAGCUCAUGCAAUGAAUUGCUGGUUAAAAAUUCCAUCGGAAAAAUUGCAAGCCGUUGGAGAUAUUGUACAAAUUCUCCACAACUCAAGUCUGCUUUUAGAUGACAUACAAGAUAACUCGAUAUUGCGUCGAGGUAUUCCAGUAGCUCACGCAAUAUUCGGCGUCCCAAGUACAAUAAAUGCCGCAAAUUACGCAAUCUUCAUAGCACUAGAGCGCGUGCUUGCUCUAGAGCACCCGGAGGCAACAAAAGUUUACACGGAACAACUAUUAGAGCUUCAUCGGGGACAAGGAAUUGAAAUUUACUGGCGCGAUAAUUAUAUUUGUCCAACUGAGGCUGAGUAUCGUCACAUGACUAUGAGAAAAACUGGAGGAUUAUUUAAUUUAGCGAUACGAUUAAUGCAAUUAUUUUCCGAUUGCAAAGAAGAUUUUUCGAUGCUCACUGGAAUAUUAGGACUCUAUUUUCAAAUAAGAGAUGAUUACUGUAAUUUGUCAAUGCGUGAGUACUCGGAUAACAAAAGUUUUUGUGAAGAUUUAUCAGAAGGUAAAUUUAGUUUUCCAAUUAUUCAUGCAAUUCAAACUUAUCCGGAAGACCCGCAAGUAUUGAACAUCUUGCGUAAGAGAACAACGGACAUUGAAGUUAAGAAGUACUGUGUGACUUUGCUAGAGAAGUUCGGCUCGUUCGCUUACACAAGAACAGUUCUAGAGGAUCUGGACAAAAAGGCUAGAGACGAAGUCGAGAGACUUGGUGGCAAUCCGCUGUUUAUUGAGUUUUUAGAUAAAUUAAGCUGCUGGCCUAAAAAUCCAAUGUCGAUUGAUGUCGAAAUGAACGAUCUCAGCGCUUCGGAUUGAAUUUACAGCCGAUUGUUGUGGCUAAUAAUGAAUACUUAUUAAUUAUUGUGGACUUAAGUAUGAUAGUUGAUAUUUAUUUAUUAUCAACAAGCAAAAUUUGAGACAAUACUAAAUAAUGUUUUUAAUACGCUUUUUUAACUCUUAUCUGAAGUCUUUUGAUAUUUUUUACUUUAUAAGUAAGAUCAUAUAUGAUCAUGUAGAAUUAUAUCUGUCUAUGAUCAUGUAUAUUCAUGUCUGAUCAUUUAUGAGUAUUUAAAUUCAGCUAUUCUGGAACAAACUAUUCAGAUAUAAUCAUAUAUUAGUUCGAACAUGAUUACAUCUAAAUGUAUAUGGUCAUAUCUGAUACUAUAUGUGCCAAUAUAUAAUCAGAUAGAGCCAGUUUUACAUCUGAUAUCAUAUAUAAGUACCCAUAUAUGAUCAGAUGAGGCAAUUGUUCAUAUCCGAUUAUAUAUGACUGUCUACAUAUGAUCAUAUAUGAUCGGAUACGGUUAUUGUUAAUCUGAUAUCGUAUACAAGUCCCCAUAUAUAAUCAGAUACGGCCAUUGUUUAUCUGAUAUCACAUAUAAGUGUUCACAUGCCAUAUAUGAUCAGAUACAGUCAUUGUUAGUCUGAUAUCAUAUAUAAGUGACCAUAUAUGAUCAGAUAGGACAACUAGCCGUAUGUGAUCAUAAAUGAGUGUCCACAUAUCGACAUAUAUGAUCAGAUACGGUCAUUAUUCGUCUGAUACCAUGUAUAAGUGUCUAAGUGUGACCAUAUAUGAUCAGAUAACGCAACCGUUUGUAUCCGAUUAUAUGUGAAUGUUUAUAAAUGAACAGAUAGAGCAGUUACUCAUCUGAUAUCAUAUAUAAGUGUCUAUAUAUGGUCAUAUAUGAUCAGAUAGUUACUGUUUGUCAUUAACCGUAUAAAAGUGCUCAUAUAUUGUCAUAUAUGAUCAGAUAAAGUCAUUGUUUGUAUCUGAUCAUAUAGAAGGAUCUAUAUAUGUUUAUAUAUAAUCAUAUAAGGCCAUUUUUGGUAUCUAAUCAGAUAAGCAUAUCCAUAUAUGAUCAUAUCUGAUCAUUCUCACGAAAAAAACGAAAUAAAUCAAUAAAAGAGUAUUCAUAUCUUUAAAUAAUUAACUAAUUACCAAUGAAAAAUUAAUUUUGAAUGAUAAAAGAUGCUCAAUUAAUUAUUAUUAAUAAUAAUAAAUCUAGACUUGAGUAUACAAUUUAGUAAUUAACCGGCAAAGGUGACUUUAAUUAGAUAAAUUAAUCACUUGGACGUAUAUAAUUAUAAAUUAUUAAAUAUACACAUUGUAUUUGAUGUUACUUGAGUAGUACUUCAAGGUAAUAACUUAAUUAAAUUAUUUUAGUCUUUAAAUAACAAUAGGUCCAAUUUAUCUGAUGGAAGAAUUUAAAUCUAAAAGUAGUCGUAAUUAAAUUACCAAAUGAAUUAAAAACUCGAGUCAUGUCUUAAUAUUAUUUCUUUAUUAACUACAUUUACAUUUAUAAUUAAUUAGU